This is a messenger RNA of Hypoxylon trugodes, 2250 nucleotides long. RefSeq names its product UBC-like protein. The record is from RefSeq and is a predicted model, not a curated record. Bases 569 to 1918 code for a protein of 449 amino acids. The transcript has 8 exons. NCBI's taxonomy places the organism in Eukaryota, Fungi, Ascomycota, Sordariomycetes, Xylariales, Hypoxylaceae.
UAUGCAACUGCCUAGAUACCUACAUAAUCCCAUCACAAAAACUUAUCACUUUACGAUUGGCUACCAGGAUGUUCCUAUGACUUAAUCAGGUUUAAAGUUAAUUUGCUUCCCACUUAACCACCUAACUAUGUGAAGUAACGUAUUCCUUGUACCUACCUAGGUACCUUAGGUACCUAUUCACGUACUGCGCCGUCAGGCGGGAGGUCAGCCCCGCAGCCCUUUUAACAACCUAGUAGAACCCCCGCCCUUUUCUGCCUUGGGGGACCCUCCCCACUUGCCCGCAUACACUUAAGAGCUUCUGCAAGUGCUACUACUAGGACGUAGGUUACCUAUUGCCUAUCUCACCUACCAGGCCUACCUGAACCUACCUAACCUACGUUAUUACCUACUUCUACUCCGACGCUGGAACCCAAAACCAGUCAAGACGCGCCCAGAAACUGUCAACUCUCAACUUCUGCUCAACAACAUCUUAUUAUUUCCCAAUACUCAGUCCGAAGUCCAUUCAAACCAUCAAUCCCAUUAAUACGACCCCAACCUAUGAGACGCUGGUAAAAAAAAAAAAAAAAUCAUGGCGGACCAGUCCAUCAUCCGCAUCACCAAGGAAAUUGGUGAGCUCCAAAAGAGCUCAGACCUAUCCCUCGCCGUAGCUUUUAGAGAUCGCGACGUCCGUAGCGUCAAGGCCCUGAUUAUUGGUCCUCACGAGACUCCGUACGAGUUUGGAUUCUUUGAGUUUGCUGUUAAGUUUAACAAAGAUUACCCACGAAAGUCACCGAACGUAACUGGAACGACAACAAACAGUGGACGCUGUCGAUUCAACCCGAACAUAUACGCCUCAGGAAAAGUAUGCCUGUCAAUCCUUGGAACAUGGCGUGGAGAGCGAGGGGAGGAGUGGUCCGCCGCUCAAGGUCUAGAAUCCAUACUUCUAUCCAUACAAAGCCUCAUGUCGUCCAAUCCUUACGAGAACGAGCCGGGUUUUGAGGAUGCAAACGAGUCGCACGAUAAGAAGAACCAGAAGGAGUACAUCGCAAAGAUUCGGCACGAGACGUUACGUAUUUCUGUCAUUCAACGGCUAGAAGAGUACCUGGGCAUCACAGGCAGUUGCCUCGAACCCCCCACUCCAACGGAGCGUGAUGAAUACGACCUUGACAUGGACGACGAUAUCGAUAUUGACGAUGCGAGCGUUCCUUGGGAGCCGUUUAAGGACCUUUGCAAGCGUCGAUUCCUCUGGUAUUAUGAUUCGUAUCUAGAAACGAUCAAGAAGGCAAAGGAAGAGGUUAAGGAUGGUCAACCCUUUGUCCGCAUGCCCUUCGAGGGUACAUCCAACACUAUGGAUGGCAAGUUCAACUACACUGAACUUGAACAAAGAAUACGUCGCAUUAAGGCUGUUUUAGAUGCUGAGCCGGAGAAAUGGGCAGUUGAGGGGGUCUCUGCCAGGAUGAAAGACGCCACAGUAUCAGUCAACCUUACGCGACAGUACGAACAGAUCAGAGAGUCCUUCAAGCGGAGCGAUGUUCCUCAUAGCAUUGAGCUGGUGAACGAAAAUCCAUUCGUCUGGAACUUAACGUACUUUGGUAGACCAAUGACGAACCUGGAUGGUGGUAUGUUCCGUAUCAAGCUCAAUUUCAGUCCCCGCUUCCCUGAAGAACAACCGAGAAUCAAGUUCUUGACAUCAAUGUUUCAUCACCGGAUCGCAGCGGAUGGUACACCAUGCUACUUCCCUAACCCCAAUCGCCGAGAAGAUAUUAAACAACAUAUCGACGCGAUUAUCGAGGCUUUAGAGGAGGAGCAACCCCCCUACGAUCCGAGAACUCUAGUGCACCCUGAAGCACACAAGUUGUAUUGGGGAAGUCCCGACGAAAGGAAGACGUAUAACAGACAACUACGCAGAUCGGUGCAGAGAAGUAUGGAAGAUUUCUAAUAUGUCCAUGACACACAAUAUUAUAGAUGGUAGGGUCUAGGUGGUUUGCGAUUUGUUUUCUCCAGUUAUUUAGGAGUUUUCCCAUCAACAGAAGAUAAUAACGUUGAGCAUGGUUGGUGUAUUUACGGAAGCCCUUGCAAGUCUGUCUUCUCAAAUUCCUAGGUAGGAUCGGUGGACAUUAAGGCUCAACGAUGGCUUUCUCAAGGCAUAAGAUUCGGUACGUCAUCGAGAUUGAUGGCUUCUAGACUAGGAUUGAUACCUCUUCUGCUUUCACGGGCUACAUGACAAAUACGAUGAAUUAAAUAAAAAAUGCAAACGCGAUGAACAAUCAU